UGGCAGUCCGGGACCGCACAGCGGCCAAGUCAGCGGCGGACCAUCUCUAGGGACUAAGAUGGAUCUUGUACUCAAUGCUGCAGAUUAUUAUUUUUUUACACCAUACAUAUAUCCAGCUACACGGCCAGAGGAUGAUACCUUCCGACAAACUAUUAGUCUCCUGAUUGUGACAAAUCUUGGUGCUUAUAUCCUACAUUUCUUCUUUGCAACACUGAACUAUUAUUUUGUCUUUGAUCACUCUUUAACGAAACAUCCACAAUUUUUAAAGAAUCAAGUCUAUCGAGAGAUUACAUAUACUAUCCAGUCACUGCCAUGGAUGAGUAUUCCUACUGUCUCAUUGUUCCUGCUAGAGUUGAAAGGUUACAGCAAAUUAUAUGAUGGCAUAGAGUUUCCAGGUGGCUGGUUCCACCUCAUUGUCAGUAUGCUGUCCUUCCUCUUUUUCACUGACAUGCUGAUCUACUGGAUUCACAGAGGCCUUCAUCAUAAACUUGUUUAUAAGUGCAUACACAAACCUCAUCAUCUCUGGAAGAUCCCUACUCCAUUUGCAAGUCAUGCUUUUCACCCUGUGGAUGGCUUCCUUCAGAGCCUGCCUUACCACAUAUAUCCCUUUAUCUUUCCAUUACACAAGGGGGUUUACUUAGGUUUGUACGUCUUGGUCAACAUCUGGACAAUUUCCAUUCAUGACGGUGUUUUUCAUGUUCCUCAAAUCUUAAGGCCAUUUAUUAAUGGCUCAGCUCAUCACACAGACCACCACAUGUUCUUUGACUAUAACUAUGGGCAGUAUUUCACAUUGUGGGAUAGAAUUGGAGGCUCAUUCAAAAAUCCUUCCUCCUUUGAAGUGAAGGGACCACUUAGUUAUGUGAAGAAGAUGACAGAAGAAGAAUGCAACAGCCUUGCAGAAAACAGUUGUAAAAAUGAAAAGUUUCUCAAUGGAGAGUUUACAAAGAGUGAGUAGAUUAUUGACCAGUUAUUCAAUAUUAUUAAUAAGGAAAAAUAAUCUGUAUACAUUCAGCCAAGAGACAUAGCAAGUAAGUGGUGUCACUUGAAAAUCAGCAUUGUGGGUACUGCUGAGGAAUGAUCAUGAUGGCAGAUCAAGGGGUGCUGCUGCACACCUUAACCCCAUGCCUAAAAUACUAGGUUUUGGUCUAAGGAACAAACUGUGUCUUUCUAGCCAGCAGAUCUGUAAUUUGUAUCACCUCAACAAUAAUUUUUGCAAAGAUAGAGAAUAAAUUAUUGAGAGGACUACAAGAGGUUAUGUCCUUCUGCCUUAAUCCACCCAUAUUCAUUAAGAAAAAUUCAUUGGGCUUAAUAAUACCAACACUAAAUCACUGUAACAAAGAAAUACUAAUAUAAAGUUGGCUCCUUGUUUCAGGAAUGCUGAACUCUUUAAGUGUCGGUAUGAUAUGACAAUUUGUGGUAACCUUGUUCAAGUGGAAACAUCAGUGUAAAAAUAAUUCUGAAGAACAUAUUAGAUAAACAAAUGACCUAAUCAAUAGCAGAUGUAAUCAUAUUAUCUUCUACACAUAAGAAGCUUAUUCCUUGGGGACAUUGUCAAAUACUACAUUUUUCUGAUGAAUAAAUACAUUUGAAUUUUAAAAACUAUUGAUACUACCAUGAUUUAACCCAGAUCUAGUAUUAUUUAAAGAUUUUGAUGGUUAUUGUUUUAAGCUGUUAUUUAAUAAGUAUAGAGUUAUGUGAAUCUGAAUAUACUUAGGGAAAUUUGAUGCCCAAGUAAUAUAUUUGACACUACUGAUUUUUUAAUUAAAUUGGUGCACUGCACUUUCAAUAUGUUUAAAAGUUACAAUCUUAUAAUUUUCUAUAAAAGGAAAUAACUACCAAAUAUUUAAGCUUAUCACUGAGGAUUAGUUUUGAAACCUCAUUUUCCCAUCUCUCCUUUGACUUUUCCCCACUUCCUCUGCAAAGAGAUUUAACAGAUGCUCUCAUAAAGAAAUGUUGGGUGUUGUAACAGCUAUAUUGGAAAGAUAAGGUUUGCAAAGGCAUUCUAUAAGCUAUUUAUGUGAAAUCAAUAAAAGUUGAUUAUUGCUAUUAAAAAAAA
Manis pentadactyla (Chinese pangolin) is the source of this 2056-nucleotide messenger RNA. RefSeq names its product lathosterol oxidase-like. The record is from RefSeq and is a predicted model, not a curated record. The transcript has a single exon. Gene Ontology annotation, molecular function: oxidoreductase activity; iron ion binding. Bases 59 to 955 code for a protein of 298 amino acids. NCBI's taxonomy places the organism in Eukaryota, Metazoa, Chordata, Mammalia, Pholidota, Manidae.